AUGUCGAAAUUCGAGUACCCGCGGCUCCCUCGCCAAGAGCUCAUCACCGUGCUGGCCGAAUCCCAAAUCGCCGUCGUGUCGGAGGCCGACCUCCUCCGUCCCGAUCCGGAGCAAAUAUGCAACCUCUACGCGCACAUCUUGUUCCACAUAGAUAUCUUCCAGGAGGACCAGGGGCAGAUUGAGUUUGGGGCGUUGGAGCAGCUCGAGAACCCGGAUCAUCACACCCACUCGGUUCCGAUCAUUAAUUUGUACAACAAGGUCAGGCAGCUUGUGGCCGCCGUCAAUUGCCCCAAAUCCUUUACUCCGAAGGAUUUGAUAAAGCCGGAGCCUGAUCGCACGGAGCUUUUCCUCAGCGCACUUCUCAAUUUUCACCUCCACAGAGAAACGAAAUUAGACCUGUUGAAACCAUAUGGGGAUGAUUUAGAUCUUUUUGAGAGGCGGCAAGAAGAGGCUCAAAACAGAAUUCAAGAGUUAAAUGCGGAGAUAGCGGAUUUCGAAGAGUUGAGAGAGAAGGAAUUGCCGCUUGUUCAGGAAGUAAGUUCUAAAGUCAAGGAACUGCAUCAGAGAGUUUCAGAACUCAACAAGUACCAAAUGAAACUCAAAACUGAAAUCAAACAAGAGAAGGAGAAAAUCAAAGAAUUGGAUGAGAAGAUUUCUAAUGCAGAAUUCGCACUAGUACAAACUGCCCAAGAAAGUGCUAGUUUACGUUCUAAAAUUGUCCAGUCCCCAGACAAGCUUCAGAGGGCUUUGGAGGAGAAAAAGUUGGUCCAAAUUGAAACAAAAGAUGCCGAGAGAGCUGCAGUACAGUCCUUUCAGGAGAAGACUGCCACCCUGGAGGCCUAUGCUAAGGCUUGCAAGAAAAUGUCAAAGCACUUAUCUCAGAUGCAAACCCUUCAAGAGCAGGUGAAUUCUGCUAAGACAGUUGAUAAAGAUGUGAAGAUCCUCAAAAACAAGCUUAGUGACGAAGGAGUCCUAAUUAAGUCGCUUGAAGCAAAACUCGUGGAGCUGCAAUCUAAAGCUGACCAGUUAAAGGAGUACAAAAAACAGCUGGAGAAGGAGAGAACCCAAACCCAUGCAGAGGCAGACAAAGAGUUGAAAAAUGUGAAAUUGGAAGUGGAUUCAAAGAGAAAUUCUUUGCAACAGAGGCAAAGAGAGGUGGAACUGAUUGUUAGCGAGGGGGAUAUUUUAACUUCGAGGAGGAAAACUGUGAAGGAGGAAGCAGAAGCUAGAAUGCUAGAAUUGGACCGUAAAUCUGAAGAAAUUGUUGCAGAGUUUGAGAACUACUCGAAAUUGAUAAGCAACUUGUUGGCGGGAACUGGAGUGGACUGA
Striga hermonthica is the source of this 1329-nucleotide messenger RNA. Lineage: Eukaryota; Viridiplantae; Streptophyta; Magnoliopsida; Lamiales; Orobanchaceae. The record is from the annotation of a GenBank genome assembly.